CGCAAUGGGAGCCGCCGCCGUCGCCGCCGUGUAGUUUUUCGUGCUCCUCCUUUUCCUCCUCCUCUUUCUCCUCCUCCUCAGGGCCCCAGUCAGGCCGAUCCGCUCCGCUCACGGAAGGAAAACAGUUAUAUAUUGCUGUCUUGUCUGGAGUCACAUGAUAAUUCAAAAAUGGCAGAACUCUUUAUGGAAUGUGAAGAAGAAGAGUUGGAACCAUGGCAGAAGAAAGUAAAAGAGGUUGAGGAUGAUGAUGAUGAUGAGCCAAUCUUUGUUGGAGAGAUAUCAAGUUCAAAACCAGCAAUUUCAAAUAUUUUGAAUAGAGUAAACCCCAGCUCAUAUUCAAGGGGAAUAAAGAAUGGUGCACUCAGUCGAGGUAUUACUGCAGCAUUCAAGCCUACAAGUCAACACUACACGAACCCAGGAUCAAAUCCAGUGGCUGCCUCGCCAGUAAAUUUUCAUCCUGAAUCUAGAUCUUCAGAUAGUUCUGUUAUUGUUCAGCCUUUGUCUAAACCUGGUUAUAUAACGAACUCGUCACGAGUUGUAUCUAAUAAUUCUUCAGAGUUACUAUUUGAUUUGACCCAGGAUACGGGAUCAUCACAUUACCAAGGGGGACCAACACUUUCUAUACCAGGUAUGAAUGAAAGUUCAUUUUUAUCAAAACGUCCUUCUACUUCUGAAGUAAACAGCAUUAAUCCAAAAAAGCCUAAGCCCAGUGAUGGUGUUUCUGGAAUAAAUUCUUCAGCUGUAUUUCCUUCAGUUAAAUCUCUUUCAGUGACAUCUCCCCAGGCUAUAUCAUCAAAAGGUACAAAUACCUCAUCAAAUCAAUCUAAAAAUGGAACACCUUUUCCAAGAGCUUGUCCAAAGUGCAAUAUUCAUUUUAAUCUUUUGGAGCCUUUGAAAAAUCACAUGAAGUACUGUUGUCCAGACAUGAUAAAUAAUUUUUUAGGACUGGCUAAAACAGAAUUUUCAAGUACAGCAAAUAAAAAUAAGACUGUUGAUUCAGAGAAAGGAAAAUUGAUCAUGUUAGUUAAUGACUUUUAUUAUGGAAAACAUGGAGGAGAUGUUCAAGAAGAACAGAAGACUCACACAACCUUUAAGUGCUUCAGUUGCCUGAAAAUUCUUAAAAAUAAUAUUAGGUUUAUGAACCACAUGAAACACCACUUGGAACUUGAGAAGCAGAGCAGUGAGAGCUGGGAAAACCACACCACCUGCCAGCAUUGCUACCGUCAGUUUCCCACACCAUUUCAACUGCAGUGUCACAUUGAAAGCACACAUACACCCCAUGAAUUUUCUACCAUUUGCAAAAUCUGUGAAUUAUCAUUUGAAACAGAGCAUAUUCUUUUACAACAUAUGAAGGACAAUCAUAAGCCCGGUGAAAUGCCAUAUAUUUGCCAGGUUUGCAAUUAUAGAUCAUCAUCAUUUUCUGAUGUAGAAACUCAUUUUAGAACAUCGCAUGAAAACACUAAGAACUUGCUAUGUCCAUUUUGCCUCAAAGUUAUUAAAAUUGCAACACCCUACAUGCAUCAUUAUAUGAAGCAUCAGAAAAAAGGAAUACAUCGUUGUACAAAAUGCAGACUGCAAUUUUUGACAUGCAAAGAGAAAAUGGAUCACAAGACUCAGCAUCAUAGAACAUUUAUAAAACCUAAACAACUAGAAGGAUUGCCUCCUGGAACAAAAGUUACUAUUCGAGCUUCAGUUGGACCUCUUCAGUCAGGAUCUUCAACUACACCUUCCAUUAGUGCAAGCACUUCUACCCUUCAGCUCUCACCUCCAAGGACUAAAAAUAUAACUGCUAAAAAUCCCACAAAAUCUAACACAAGCAAACCUAAUACAACUAAACCCAAUACAAGUAAACCUAAUGCAAGUAAGCCUAAUGGAAGUAAAUCUAAAUAUAAAUCAAAAAUCUCUAAUAUGCAAAAGAAACAAAGCACAUUGGCUAGUAGCAAUAAAAAAAGUAAAGUCAAUACAGCAUUGAGGAACUUAAGGUAUCGUCGGGGAGUUCACAAGUGCAUUGAAUGUUGUUCCGAAAUAAAAGAUUUUGCAAACCACUUUCCUACGUAUGUCCAUUGUAGUUUUUGCAGAUACAACACUAGCUGUAGCAAAGCCUAUGUAAAUCAUAUGAUGAGCUUUCAUAGUAACCGUCCAAGUAAAAGGUUUUGUAUUUUUAAGAAGCAUUCAGAAGAUCUCAGGGGCAUUACUCUAGUGUGCCUUAAUUGUGAUUUCAUAGCUGAUGUUUCUGGCUUAGAUAAUAUGGCCACACACUUAAGUCAACAUGAAACUCAUACUUGUCAAGUUGUACUAGAGAAAGUUUCUGUUUGUAUCCCAACUUCUGAACAUCUUUCUGAAUUGAAAAAUGAAGCUCCCACUAAGGAACAAGAACCUGUGUCUGAGGAAAUUACAAGACCUAAUAUGGCUGAAGGAGAAAGAGAAACAUCAAAUUCUGAAAGUAAACAAGAUAAAGCUUCUUCAGAGGAAGAAAAAAGUGGAUGUGAUACAAAUUCAUUUCAAGGCUCAUUAGCAACAGAAAAUGAAGAAAGCAUAACAGUGUCAAAUAAGGAAAAUGAUACCUGUCUUGAAGACCAGAAAACUGGGUUAAAGAAUGUCUUCAGUCAUGAUUCAAAUAUUGACACAGAUAAAGUAGAAAAGGAAAAGCAAAUACAGCACAUUUAUCAGAAAAUGGAGUUGAAGACGUGCCAAAGUUCAGGAAACAUAAUGUCAUGUGAUCAGAAUGAAGAUUCCAACUCCAGUCAAGCUAGGUUUUCUUCAAAGAAUAUUAAGAAUUUGCGGUUAACAUCUGGUGAUGUUAGCAUUGAUCAGUUUUUGAGAAAAAGAGAUGAACCUGAAUCUGUUAGUUCUGAUGUUAGUGAGCAAGGCAGUAUUCACUUAGAACCUUUGACUCCAUCAGAGGUACUUGAGUAUGAAGCCACAGAGAUUCUUCAGAAAGGUAAUGGUGAUCCUUCAGCCAUGACUGAUGAAGUAGUGUCUGAUCAAACUGACAGUGUUCCUGGAGAAAAUAGCCCUAGCACAACAGAGACAACAGUAGACCUGGCAGAUGAAAAAGAAAGAAGUUGAAAUUUAUUAGUCAUUCUAAGUUUAGUGUACCAACGGUAAAAAUAUUUGGAACAGUGCUAUCAGGUGAGCUCAGUGGUGCUGUUCUACAGAGGUCAGAAAUAGGAAAAUGUGAGGGAAGUCAUUCAUAUACACUUGACCUGUAUGUUCAAUCCAUGUUAUUAAAGAUAUCGAUUCACCCAUAAUAGCAUGAUUUGUAUGGAUUUCCAAAAAGCCUUUAAAACUAUUAUGGAUUUUAAUGAAAGCUAGUUCACAAUGGAAAACUCUCAUUUAACAGUUUGUGAAGAGAACUUGGUGGCCAGUAUGAAUUGAUUUUUAGAAUAUUAAUUAUAAUAAUAAAGCUUUUGAAACUUCCAUCAGUCUUAAGCUAAAAGUUCUUAUUACCUAUAGAUCCUUUUCAGUUAACUUAAAGGAAGAAAUUUGGAAACCAAGUACCUUUUGGGAAUAAUUGAUUUAAAGUAAUGGCUGAUAGGCAGUGUUAAUGAAGGCUUCAUGUCGAGUAUAAUGCUGGUAAAUGGGGCAUGCUUAGAGUGCUAAAUUAAUUGAUCUAAUGAGAAUUUGGACGAAUAUAAAGUUAAUUUUGGAUUUAAUAUAACAUUCCAGACUGUCACAAGCAUGUAAACAGAAUAUUUGAAUCUGUGUACCUCCAUACAAGUGUUAGCCUGCAAGGCUGUAAGCUUAUCUUAAUUAAACUUUCAGUGAAAGUGAAAUUAUUAAUAUGUAAAUUUAUAUUUGUGCUUUUUGUCAGUAUGUAAGCUGUGCAAAAAUCCCUUGAUGUUGUAUAAAAUAGAAACCCAUUAUUGAAACUCCUGUAGCUAUUAUGCUUUUAAAAUUGUUUUAAUGAUCUUUAGAAAUAGACCCAUAAAAAUGGUCUGGAAACCAAACCAAAGUAUGGUAUAGUGUAGAUAUUGUAAAGCAGUAAACUGAAAACAUGUUCUGGUUCAUGCCAUGUUUAAGUGACUUUUUCUUUAAUUGUAAAAUAGAAACUUCAAAUGGGACCUAAAGCAGUGAUGUAAAAAUUUGGUUUGGGACAGUUAGCCUAAUUUAUCCAUAUCCUAUUUUAUCCAUAAAAUGGCUGCUAAAUUGUUUUUUCAAUUGUUUUUUAUCAUA
Messenger RNA from Hyaena hyaena (striped hyena), 4176 nucleotides. It is a transcript of the gene ZNF280D, whose product is annotated as zinc finger protein 280D. The record is from RefSeq and is a predicted model, not a curated record. The coding region runs from base 169 to 3069 and encodes 966 amino acids. The transcript is spliced from 21 exons. Lineage: Eukaryota; Metazoa; Chordata; Mammalia; Carnivora; Hyaenidae. Gene Ontology annotation, molecular function: RNA polymerase II cis-regulatory region sequence-specific DNA binding; DNA-binding transcription factor activity, RNA polymerase II-specific. Gene Ontology annotation, biological process: regulation of DNA-templated transcription.